Drosophila navojoa is the source of this 604-nucleotide messenger RNA. RefSeq lists its product as uncharacterized. The record is from RefSeq and is a predicted model, not a curated record. Lineage: Eukaryota; Metazoa; Arthropoda; Insecta; Diptera; Drosophilidae.
AUCAACUUUUAUAGUACUGCAGUUAUUAUUUAUGCCUGUGAUUAGAUAACAGAAAACGAAAAAAUAACAACAACACCGAACAGCACAGAGAAAACGUAGUGUGCCAGCUGUUUAUAGGCUCGCUCUUUAUUCUCAUUUCAAGACACUCACACACACAAAUACACAGGCACACCAGCGCGCUCUCCCGCGGUGGUCGUUCCGUACAUACAGAUUUGACAGUUUCUUCAACUUGGUUGUUGUUUUAGUUCUCACUCUGGCGCGUGCGGGCGAAAAAGGUGAUUUUAAUUAUUGGACAAUGUUGAAGUUUUUGCUCACUUUUGGGGCCGGAGUUUACACAGGUGUCUACGUAUCGCAGAAUUACGAAGUGCCUCGCGUAGAUGAUCCCCCUAAGCUGGUUGAAAAAAUGAACAAAAAACUCCGCGAACUCAUUGAGGGCAAAAAAUCUCCAACCGAACAGAUAGUACAUGAUAUCAAAAAGGAGGCCAAAAAAAUUUUGGAUGAUUGAGACGGACGAGACGAAUGACAAUAUAUAUAUUUAGUUACAUUUUUGUUAUGUGUUAAACAAAUUUAUCUAUGACUCAAAUAAAGGAUACGUUUAAAGUUA